Vidua macroura (Pin-tailed whydah) is the source of this 1335-nucleotide messenger RNA. RefSeq names its product zinc finger DHHC-type palmitoyltransferase 4 (gene ZDHHC4). NCBI's taxonomy places the organism in Eukaryota, Metazoa, Chordata, Aves, Passeriformes, Viduidae. The transcript has 7 exons. Gene Ontology annotation, biological process: protein targeting to membrane; peptidyl-L-cysteine S-palmitoylation. Gene Ontology annotation, molecular function: protein-cysteine S-palmitoyltransferase activity. The record is from RefSeq and is a predicted model, not a curated record. Gene Ontology annotation, cellular component: Golgi apparatus; endoplasmic reticulum. The coding region runs from base 71 to 1222 and encodes 383 amino acids.
CAGGAGGAGAGGGAGCGGCCCAAAGCUGCAUCAGGGGAAGCUCGGGUUGGACAUCAGGAGGAAUUUCUCCAUGGAAAGGGUUUCAGGCAUGGGAAGUGCCCAGGGAGGUUUGGAGCGCCCAUCCCUGGAGGUGUCCAAGGAAUUCCUGGAGGUGGCACUCAGAGCUCUGGGCUGGGGACAAGGGCUCGGGAUGGACUUCCUGACGCUCUUCCUGAUUUACCUGUGCUCUGUGCUCGCCCUCACUGCCCUGCUGUGCCUCUGCUCGGGGAGGAAGGAGAGUUUCCUCGCAAGGAGUGUCAACAGGGCAAGCCAGGUCUUGUCACUGGUGAUCCCCACCCAGCUCCAGAGGGUGACACACCGGGCGCUGCACAGGCUCUUCCACACAAGGAGCUGUUUGUUUGUGGUCCUGCACGUAGCCCUGCAGGCAGCAGUGUUUGGGGAAUACACCUGGGAAGUGUUUGUGUACUGCUGGGAGCUGCAGUUCCACCUCCUGCUCCUGCUCCUGCCCUACCUGCUGCUGGCUGGGAACCUGGGCUGCUUCCUGCUCUGCUCCCGGGCCAACCCUGGUACAGUAACGAAAUCCAACGCUGCAUCCCUGGUUAAGGUUUAUGCCUAUGAUGGGGUGUUGUUUCAGAGAGGCCUCGUGUGUCCCACGUGCACCGUGGAGAAACCAGCCAGGUCCAAGCACUGCAGUGUCUGCAGGACGUGCGUGCAUCGCUUUGACCACCACUGCGUGUGGGUCAACAACUGCAUCGGGGCCUCCAACGCCGGCGUGUUCCUGCUCUACCUGCUGUCCCUGACGGCCACCGCCGGGGCCGUGGCUGCUGUCACGGCUGCGCUCCUCGUCCAGGUGCUGCUGCUCUCCAACAUCAUGCAGGGAACCUACCUGGAUGCCCAGGGACAGGAGCACCCCGUGGAGAUUGCCUUCCUCGUGCAGCACCUUUUCUUGACUUUCCCUAGGAUUGUCUUCAUGCUGGGGUUUGUCAUCCUGCUCACACUCGUGCUGGGGGGAUAUUGCUCCUUCAGUCUGUAUUUGGCCCUCACCAACCAAACCACCAAUGAAUGGUGCAAAUCCCGAAGAUUUGGGGGCUCCCCCCAGCUCCCCUCACAGCCUCAUGACAGACCCCUCGUCUACAAAAACAUUUAUUCUAAAGGGAUCUGGAGGAAUUUAAAGGAAAUCUUUAACCCUCCUACCGUGUUGGAAAGAAAGAAGAAAACAUGAAGGUAUUAUUGUUUCUCUGGGCAUUUUUAAAUGUUUUCUAAGACUUUAGUUCAGCAGUGGACUUGGCUGCCCCAGAGAGAUUUUGGAACAUGAUUACUGCAGAAUUCACAAUA